Molecule: messenger RNA, 1325 nt
Organism: Camellia sinensis
Lineage: Eukaryota; Viridiplantae; Streptophyta; Magnoliopsida; Ericales; Theaceae
Source: RefSeq, a predicted model, not a curated record
CAUCCCAAACAACCCCUACGGUCCCUUUAUUUUUUUUCCCUCUUUACACUCCCCUCCAAGAAACCAUGAUGAAUUGGGACCAGCAUUUGGGGAAGGGAAUGGGUUCAUUGAAUUAUCAGAGACUAGUAUUAGGUGUUGGGAGGUUGUCAAGGGGUGUAUACGUUAAUGGAGCAGACGUUUUGGAGUUGCACCCUUGCUGCUUGUGGGUGAAUAACUGGAGAGGGGGAGAGAGCGAGUUUUUGGCAGUCAUCAUUUUUAUUUCUUAGUCAUUUUCUUCUACUUGAAAGGAUAUUUCUUGUAUGUAUGCUUGUUUCUUGCUUAGAUGCUAUUAAAUUUUCAUUGCCAGAAAGUCUUUAUGACAAUUAUGAAUUGCUGAUCCAAAUUUUAAAAUUUCCUCUUGAAUGUUGUAGACGCUGAGAGCAACAAUUUAAUUCUCACUGCAAAGUAUUCACUUAUUAAAUCUGCUAAACAGCUUCCUGCAGAAGUUUCUCAAAUUUGUCCUCAUUCAAUAAUCCAUGGGUACGUGUGUAACUUGAUUGAAUCUGGUUGUUUUGUUCGAUAUAUUGAGCGUUUAACUGGUUUUGCUCUUAGAAGCAAGGCAACGGAUGACCGAAGAACUAAUCUGUCUGAAGCCUUCUACAUUGGGCAAUCUGUUCGCAGUUACAUACUUGAUGUUAGUAGUGAAACUGGCAGAGUAACAUUAUCUUUGAAGCAAUCAUUAUGCUCUUCGAUGGAUGCAUCCUUUAUCCAAGAAUACUUUCUCUUGGAAGAAAAGAUUGCUAAGCUGCAGUUAUCUGACUCAAAAAGUCUUGGGUUAAAUUGGGUUGAAGAUUUUAGCAUUGGCAGUGUUGUUGAAGGAAAAGUUAGUGAUGUGAAAGAUUUUGGAGUUUUCGUCAGCUUUGAGAAGUAUAAUGAUGUUUUUGGUUUUGUUACGCACUAUCAGUGUGGAAUUACUGUGGAAACUGGGUCCAUCGUUCGAGCUGUGGUUCUUGAUGUUGCCAAGAUUGAACACCUUGUGGAUUUGUCUUUAAGGGCAGCAUUUGUUGAUAUAUUGAGAGAAGAAACUUCUAAAGUUGAUAUUAACAAGGAGAAACGCAAAAAGGAAUCACACAAAGAACUGGAGGUACAUCAAACUGUUGAUGCAAUGGUGGAGAUUGUGAAAGAUACUUACUUGGUUCUGUCAAUACCACAAUAUAACUUUGCUGUUGGAUAUGCCUCACUGACCGACUACAGCACACAAAAGUUCCCUCCAAGACAAUAUGUUAAUGGCCAAAGGUGAAACAUGAUUUCUGUUGUAAUUUAAUCAAUACUUUGUGCAUGCCAUU